CGUCUCUUCGGCUCCUUGAACGAAAAGUGAGCAGCGGACGGACGCACCUGAACCUGCGUGUCCUAAUUAGCCCGUCGCUUGUUUGUACAGUAGUUACAGUCCACAUUAACGGCUUCAAAAUACAUUUAAAGUACAGUUACAAUGUAGAUAAAAACAAGUGUGAGUAGUUUAAACCGUUGGAUAACUGUAUUGUUUGCUGAAGUGCCGCUAGCUCGCGCGCCGGGGGCUGAAUUUCGUGCCGUUAGCUUGUUUCAACUUUGUGGAAAUAUGUAACUGUGACAAAUGAGACUGUAACAUGGAGCAGUCGGCCACUCUCGACAUAGAGACGCUGAAGAUUACCCAGGAGCAGUUUAUCCUUGCGUCCCAGUCCCUGCAUCUCCAGCGACCAGGCUGCGACACCGUGUACCCAGUGGGUCUGUACGGCUGGAGAAAAAGAUGCCUCUACUUCUUCCUGCUGCUGCUCUUGGUCACCAUGAUAGUUAACCUGGCCCUCACUGUCUGGAUCAUAAAGGUCAUGAAUUUCUCAGUGGAUGGAAUGGGAAACCUUCAGUUGAAGCAGGACGGGAUUCGCCUGGAGGGGAUCUCUGAGUUUCUCCGGCCUCUCUAUGUGAACGAGAUCCAGUCUAGAAGGGACAGCUUGUUGGUCUUGGGGUCAGAAAAGAAUGUGACGCUGAACGCCAGAAACGACCAAGGCCAGCUGACCGGUCAGCUCACAGUGGGACCUGAGGCUGUGGAGGCUCAGUGCCAGAGGCUGGAGGUACGGAGUAAAGAUGGAGGCAGACUGCUGUUCACUGCAAAUGAGGAGGAGGUCAUCAUGACGACAGAAAAGUUCACUGUCACAGGCUCAGAAGGCGCUGUGUUUGGUCACUCAGUAGAGACUCCCCUGAUCCAGGCGAGGGCAUCUGAAGACCUGAAGCUGGAGUCUCCAACACGGACCCUGACCAUGGAGGCUCCCAGAGGGGUGGAAGUGAGUGCUGCCAAGGGGCCGCUGAAGGUCAGCGGUCGAAAAGAUCUACAGCUGGAGUCCACAGAGGGAGAGAUACUUUUAGAUGCCAACACCAUUCAGCUGGGUAGUCUCCCGCUGGGUGUCUACACAGCUUCGCCCAACCAGGCCUCUCAGGAGCAGGCUGUAUAUGAAGUGUGUGUCUGCCCCAGCGGCAAGAUCUACCUCUCUCCUGCAGAGAGCAGCUCCACCUGCCAGGCCAUGAGCAACAUCUGCCUCUGGAGCUGACCUGGGAGCAGUGUCGGUGAUGGGGGACAUCUUUAACAUCUGCUCUGAAGCUGCUGAGUUUGAGACUCCGUUGGUACAUUAGACGGAGGGUGGAAUUCACCAAAGUGGAGGUGGAGCUUGACCUCUGGGCUGUUUAGAUCAAUACAGAAGCAGCAGAGUCCGCUGCUUGUGAUGGUCUGUUGGACGUCAGGACAACUGACAGUGUUUGAGGAAUGACAGUGUUUGAGGAAUGGCAGUCAGAGCUCUCUGAAAUCAGGAAUAUCACAUACGAACAGGAACAUUUCCACUAUGUUACAUUAGAGUCAGAAGACACACCCUUUAUUUUUCUACAUUAGGUUCAUUGUAGAAAUGUUUUUGAGAUUUAGAGAGAACAGAAGAGGUAGAACACAGGUGCCUUCAGCUUUGAAAGAACUCAUAUUGUGACUAAUAUUCAACCUGUCUGUGCAGUCAGAGAGAGGAAGUUUUUUAAUGUUGUGAUGAUAGAAAGACAAGUAAGCACAAUUCUGUCAAAAAAUCCUGAUCUUGAUUUUUUUUAAAUCUAAUAUUUUAGUUUAUUCCCCAUUAUGUUAGCAGAAACUAAACAUGUUUUUAUGUGGCACACAUUGUACUUGAAUUCUAACUGUGAUUAAGUUAAAAACCAGUUUAAAAAAAAAGAUAUAUGUGCUCUUCUUGUUGAGGCAAAGGUUCACAGGACUUCUUCACUUGAAGGUAAAUAUUCUACAUUUUCUUGAUGAUGUUGAUACGACAACAUGAGAGAAUUAGGUGAGAAAGCAAUCUCACAGAAGGGCCCAUUUAGAAAAUGUUCUGGGGCUUUCGAGCAUAACAGAUGAUCUCCAUCAGCAGAUGGAGUUUGCCCAGUUGUCAUGUAAUUAUGUUUUUCUGUGCACUUUAAAAGGACUUCCAUUUUGGCUUCAUUCUUGCUCAGAAAAGAAAAAAAGAACUAGAACUACAAUUCCAUCACAACUGGGAAACUCAUCAACGAAACCUCGUUGCUGCUGAGGAUCAUGUUUUAUAUCGAAAGCUCUAGAGCAUCAACUAAAUGGCCUUCAUGAUGAGGGUGUUUUUUUAACAUUAUAAUGACAAAAUUUACAUUACAAAAGUUUUAUUCAGUAAAUUCUUUGACAUGUAUAUUUUUAAGUAUUGUUGUCAAGUUGCUAAAUUUAAAGCAUUUAAUUACCUGCUAGUAACUCUCACUUCCCUCUGAGGCAGCGCUCCACUGCCUCGAGAGGCUGGCUGACCUUGGCACUGCAGUUGAGAGCGAGGCAGGCAGCCAUGUGUCAGCAGGCCUGCUGGGGUGCAAAGCCUUGCUCCACUCCACUUCCUCAUUCUCCAUCAUCACCCUGCGGCAGAGACAGGCUGGUUUGUCCACAGAUUGCCUCAUGGUUGAUGUUACGUCAUCAAAAGCUGCACAAACAGGUGCUGCAGAGGUCAGAUGUGCAGUGUGUGCAGCUCAGGACUUCAUCUCAAUGUGCCAUGAUGGUCAUCAGCUUUGAGAGCAGCUCUGGAAAUGCCCAUGCCUGAAGGAAUCCUGUCUGGAUACCUCACAGCGAUCUUCAUGCCAUUCAGCUCAUAGCCCUGAAGAAGUAAACAAAGACCACCGAAAACUGUUUUAUUGGAG
Molecule: messenger RNA, 2849 nt
Organism: Epinephelus fuscoguttatus (brown-marbled grouper)
Lineage: Eukaryota; Metazoa; Chordata; Actinopteri; Perciformes; Serranidae
Product: zeta-sarcoglycan-like
Exons: 11
Coding region: 296-1231 (311 amino acids)
Biological process (GO): heart contraction; cardiac muscle tissue development
Cellular component (GO): sarcoglycan complex; sarcolemma
Source: RefSeq, a predicted model, not a curated record